Molecule: messenger RNA, 2189 nt
Organism: Leptopilina boulardi
Lineage: Eukaryota; Metazoa; Arthropoda; Insecta; Hymenoptera; Figitidae
Gene: KaiR1D
Product: glutamate receptor ionotropic, kainate 2-like
Exons: 14
Coding region: 73-2103 (676 amino acids)
Biological process (GO): synaptic transmission, glutamatergic; modulation of chemical synaptic transmission
Cellular component (GO): plasma membrane; postsynaptic membrane
Molecular function (GO): transmitter-gated monoatomic ion channel activity involved in regulation of postsynaptic membrane potential; glutamate-gated receptor activity
Source: RefSeq, a predicted model, not a curated record
AGUAUUUUUUUUCAUUUCACGCUUACUGAUAUACAGAAUAAUUUCACAUUUAUUAAGACCGAAACUGCUCUAAUGUAUGAUGCUGUCUAUUUAUUUGCAAAAGCACUUCACGUCUUAGAUGCAUCUCAACAAAUUGACGUCAAACCACUAUCAUGUGAGUCAACUGUUACGUGGGACCACGGAUAUUCUUUAAUUAAUUACAUGAAAAUCGUUGAAAUGACAGGAUUGUCAGGAAUUAUUAAGUUUGACCACCAGGGAUUUAGGUCAGACUUUGUCCUUGACAUCAUUGAACUAAAUACUAAGCAUGGUAUGAAAAAAAUUGGAACCUGGAACAGUACGAAAGGUGUUAAUUUUACACGUAGCUACGGUGAAGUAUAUACAGAAAUUGUUGAAAGUCUUCAAAAUAAAACCUUCAUCGUUACUACAAUUUUAAGUGCUCCAUAUUGCAUGAGAAAAGAUUCUAGUUUGACGCUUGUUGGAAAUGCUCAGUUUGAAGGAUAUAGCGUGGAUUUGAUUCGAGAUAUAUCCCGUAUUUUAGGAUUUAAUUACACUAUUCAUCUUGUGCAAGAUAAUCGCUAUGGCUCCUUAAACAAAGUGACGAAGGAAUGGGAUGGCAUGAUAAAAGAACUUUUGGAACAAAAAGCUGACUUAGCUAUUGCUGAUUUGACUAUAACAUAUGAUCGAGAACAAGCAGUUGACUUCACUAUGCCAUUCAUGAAUUUAGGAAUAAGCAUACUAUAUAGGAAACCAAUAAAGCAACCGCCAAACCUAUUUUCAUUUCUCAGCCCUCUAAGUUUAGACGUUUGGAUUUAUAUGGCAACAGCAUAUCUUGGAGUUUCUGUACUACUGUUUAUACUAGCCAGGUUUACACCAUAUGAAUGGUAUAAUCCUCAUGUAUGCAACAAGUAUCCGCAAAAUCUGGAGAAUCGAUUUAAACUAUUGAACUGUAUGUGGUUUACUAUUGGAUCCUUAAUGCGUCAGGGUUGCGAUGUUUUACCCAAGUUCAGUCCUUAUGAAUGGGAAAAUCCGCAUCCUUGCAGCAGUAAAACGGAUGUCGUAGGAAACGAUUUCACUCUCCUUAACUCUCUCUGGUUCACCAUAGGCUCUCUUAUGCAGCAAGGUUCUGAUAUAGCACCAAAAGCUAUGUCAACGAGAAUGGUUGCUGGAAUGUGGUGGUUCUUCACAUUAAUAAUGAUAUCAUCUUAUACUGCAAACUUAGCAGCAUUUCUUACAGUUGAAAGGAUGGAUUCUCCAAUUGAAAGUGCAGAUGAUCUUGCAAAGCAAACAAAGAUAAAGUAUGGUGCUGUUCAAGGAGGAAGUACUGCUACAUUUUUCCGAGAUUCCAAUUUUUCAACGUACCAACGAAUGUGGUCCUUUAUGGAUUCAGCAUCUGUAUUUACUACAAGUAAUGUAGAAGGUGUUAACAAAGUUGUGAAAGAAAAGGGAAGUUACGCUUUUUUAAUGGAAUCCACAUCAAUAGAAUACGUAAUUGAGAGAAACUGUGAACUGACGCAAGUUGGGGGAUUGUUGGACUCAAAAGGAUAUGGCAUUGCCAUGCCCCCAAAUUCGCCAUACAGGACUGCUAUAAGUGGUGCAAUAUUAAAGCUUCAGGAAGAAGGAACACUACAUACGUUAAAAACAAGAUGGUGGAAGGAAAGAAGGGGAGGUGGUGCUUGCAAAGAUGACAUUUCAAAGAAUAGCUCAGCUGCUAAUGAACUUGGUUUAGCAAAUGUUGGCGGAGUUUUUGUCGUAUUGAUGGGCGGUAUGGGUGUCGCAUGUGUUAUUGCUGUUGGUGAAUUUGUUUGGAAAAGUAGAAAAGUUGCCGUAGAAGAAAGAAUUAACAAAUCGUAUCAAACGCUCAAUUUUAUUCGCCUCAACGUAAAAGAAACUGCAAAACAGAUUCACGAUGAUGUUGAUGCAGAAUUUAUGAUAACUGCCGAUGUAACAAGACUGAGCUCGAAGGUAACUGAUUUAAUUAAACGUUCAGAAUUUCUCAAGGAUAUUGUAAUAGAGUUUGCACGUUCAGAUCCGUAUAAAGAAAACGCCUACAUACAAACACCAAUUAAUAUAAAAAAUGAGUUAGAAAAAAUUGGACUAUUCUGAAGUGUAAUAUCAUGGCUAAACUACUCAUUAUGAUGACAUAUUUUUUCCAACGCUUAAAAAAUCAAAAUUUUUUUAAAAACAUCCGU